UCUCAUUUGCAAACAUUGCUGGGCAGCUCAGGGAAAAAGAAGGGACUAAGUACCUGUAAUUAACUGGACUAUAAUUCAGUUCAUCACCACACCGUUGCAGCAAAUGGAUCUUUUGCAGAAAACAGCAGGAAGCAACAUGAAAUCCCAGGUCCUUGUUUUCCUCUCUCUGUUCUGUUUCUGGACAACCAUCUCUGAGGGGAGAGACUCAUCAUCCACAUCCGUUACAAGCUCACAGACUCCCACAGCUAUCUCGACUACACCUUCUCACACCCUGCUCCUGGAUAUGCCAAAAGACGUGGACAAAGAGGAAGGUCUCCCAGAUGAUGUCCUGAAGAUGAUUGCUCAAGCAAAUAUCCAAAGUAUCAGUGAUUUGGAAAACCUCCUGGGCGUCAAGGCCAAAGGCAGUGACACUGCUGAAAUGAGACCUAGAUCCAGACCAGGUAAGCCACAUUGGCCGGAUUCAUACAAAGCUUCUUACGAGUACCUUCAACAAAAGGCCCACAAUGACGAACUCUCGCCCCCGUUGCAUCGCCCAGUAGUACCACAAGAGUCUUCUCUACAGAACCAGCAGUCACCAUUCAAAACAGUGCACUUCAUGACCAGAGCAGGUGGAUGCAAAACAAGAGCAGUCACCGUUGAUGUUCCUCGGUACAAAGUGGACCCUGCUUCAGUGGGCUUCUUUCUGUGGCCAUCCUGUGUUGAAAUACAACGCUGCUCUGGUUGUUGUAACACCAAAGCCUAUAAGUGCAUUCCGUCUCAUGCAACGUACAGGCCCUUUCAGAUAGCAAAGAUAACUUAUCGAUAUGGUCGGAAAGAACUCACCAUUCACACUGUAAGCAUCAGAGAGCAUCUAAGCUGUAACUGUACAGACCUAGCAAAGUUAAAUCACUCAAGGUUUCCCUCGAGGUAUUACAAACAGUCAACUGACAACUGAGAGGCAACCUCACAGCCAAUACAGGAGCCUACAAAGCACAUUAAUGAGAAACAACUAAUAUAUUGCAUGCAUUAAAGAGGCAGUAUUCUCUCUCACUCUUUCUGGACUAUGGGAGCAUCCUUUCUUCAAAGCUGGCUCAAUGAAGAACAGAUGGAGCUGGGACUAGUGGGAUGUUGUGUGGAUUCUCAAUUACUGGGCACCCUGCCAGGUCCACUUGUGAUGUGCAAUGACAGAGAGAAGCUUCCCCGUCUUUCCUACACUUCUCCAUGGUCAACUUGGUGACUUGCAACAAUUCUACAGUACGGAGAGAAGUGAUCCUCAGACUAGGGACUGAGGAUAAGAGAGACAUUUUGUUUACUUUCUAAACUUUCAUUCUGCUGGUAAGGGGCUUUUGGUUCACACUGAAGGUUUAUAACAAAAUACUUUUAAAUGAUGUAUAAUAAAACGUUCAUAGCUUA
Molecule: messenger RNA, 1392 nt
Organism: Hypanus sabinus (Atlantic stingray)
Lineage: Eukaryota; Metazoa; Chordata; Chondrichthyes; Myliobatiformes; Dasyatidae
Product: platelet-derived growth factor subunit A-like
Exons: 8
Coding region: 104-934 (276 amino acids)
Biological process (GO): positive regulation of cell migration; positive regulation of MAP kinase activity; platelet-derived growth factor receptor signaling pathway
Cellular component (GO): membrane
Molecular function (GO): growth factor activity; platelet-derived growth factor receptor binding
Source: RefSeq, a predicted model, not a curated record